Molecule: messenger RNA, 1615 nt
Organism: Camarhynchus parvulus
Lineage: Eukaryota; Metazoa; Chordata; Aves; Passeriformes; Thraupidae
Gene: ISOC2
Product: isochorismatase domain containing 2
Exons: 7
Coding region: 253-861 (202 amino acids)
Cellular component (GO): cytoplasm
Source: RefSeq, a predicted model, not a curated record
GCGCGCGCGGAGCGGCCGCAGGUGCGCCCCAGGUGUGCCCGGAGUGCCCGCGUGUCACGUGACCCCCGCCGUGACCUCCCCCAGGUGGGCCGUGAGCCACGUGACCUCCCCCAGGUGCGCCACCGGUGGGCCGGGACCCCACGUGACCUAGCCCGGGUGUGUCACGUGACGGGGACGUGUCUUCCCGCCCCCCCCCCCCACCUGUUUCGCAGGUGUCCUCAGGUGCGCUCACCUGUCCCCAGGUGUGUCGCCAUGGCCGCCGCCCGCCUGGGCUGGCCGCGCCCGGGCUGCUCGGCGCUGCUGCUCUGCGAUCUCCAGGAGCGAUUCCGCGGCUCCGUCGCCGCCUUCCCGCACAUCGUGGCCGUGGCCGCGCGCCUGCUGCAGGGCUGCCGCAUCCUGGGCGUGCCGGCGCUGGUGACGGAGCAGCGCCCGGAGGUUUUGGGGCGCACGGUGCCGGAGCUGGGGGCGCAGGACGUGCCCCGCGUGCCCAAAACCGCCUUCAGCAUGGCCGGGGCGGCCGCGCCGCUGCUGCGGGAGCCGGCGCUGCGGCACGUGCUGCUCUGCGGCAUCGAGGCGCACGCCUGCGUGCUGCAAACGGCGCUGGACCUGCUGGAGCAGGGGCUGGACGUGCACGUGGUGGCCGACGCCGUCUCCUCGCGCAGCCAGGUGGAUCGCGCCCUGGCCCUGGCCCGCAUGCGCCAGGCCGGCGCUCACCUGAGCACCUGCGAGAGCCUCCUGCUGCUGCUGCUGCGCGACUCCGCCCACCCCAAGUUCCGCCAGAUCCUGCCGCUGAUCAAGGAGCCCCCGCCGGACACGGGGCUGAUCCUGGGGGGGCCCCUGGGGGUGCUGGGGGGGCCCUGAGAGCCCCAAAAUCCCCCAAAAUCCACCCAAAAAUCCUCCUCGGCUUGGGGGCGGUCUGAGCCCCAAAAUUCCCCCAAAAUCCCCAAAAAUGAACCCAAAAAUCAGCCCCAAAAUCCUCUUCAGCCUGGGGAGGAUCUGAGCCUCCAAAAUUCCCCCAAAAUCCCCCAAAAUGAACCCAAAAAUCAGCCCCAAAAUGUUCCUCAGCCUGGGGAGGGUCAGAGCUCCCAAAAUCUCCUCAAAAUCCCCCAAAAUUAACCCCAAAAUGAACCCAAAAAUCAGCCCCAAAAUCCUCCUCAGUCUGGGAAGAGUCUGAGCCCCCAAAUUCCCUGAAAAUUCCCCCAAAAUCCCCCAAAUUGAACCCAAAAAUGAAGCCAAAAAUCCUCCUCAGUCUGGGGAGGGUCUGAGCCCCCAAAUCCCCCCCGAAUUUCCCCAAAUCCCCCCAACAAAAUGGGGCCAAUAAACGCCGCCCCUCCCCAGUUUGAGUUUUUUCGGUUUUGUUUUUUCGGGGGUGUCCCCAAAGUGGGCGGGGUCUGACCCUCUUAGCCCCGCCCACUUAACCCGCACCAGCCCCGCCCUUUCCCAUGAUUGGCAUCCGCCUCCGCGGCCACGCCCCCCUCAUUUUGACUGACACCCCGGCCCCGCCCCUUCCCCCUUUUCUUAAUGAACCGCCCGUGGGAGUGGGCGCUGGCCACGCCCCCCACGCCCCCAUUGGCUGCUCUCAGCCAAUCAGCGCCUGCCCCUCGCCCCCCGGCCG